GACGCGGUGUCCGAGGAGCAGUGAAGGCAGCAGCGCGGGCGCAUCCCACCUGAGCUGUACGCUACAGUGUACACAGACAAGAUGGCAGCUUCAGUGGAAGACGAGUUUGAAGACGCGCCCGAUGUGGAGCCGUUAGAACCAACACUGAAAAACAUCAUCGAGCAGAAGUCUUUGAAAUGGAUAUUUGUGGGUGGAAAGGGCGGUGUUGGUAAAACCACAUGCAGUUGCAGUUUGGCUGUGCAGCUCGCUUCGGUCAGGGAGAGUGUCCUGAUCAUCUCCACCGAUCCAGCUCAUAACAUCUCCGAUGCUUUUGACCAGAAGUUCUCCAAGGUGCCCACAAAGGUCAUGGGCUAUGACAACCUCUUUGCAAUGGAGAUUGACCCAAGCCUGGGUGUGGCAGAGCUGCCUGAUGAGUUCUUUGAGGAGGACAACAUGCUCAGCAUGGGUAAGAAGAUGAUGCAGGAGGCCAUGAGUGCCUUCCCUGGCAUCGACGAGGCCAUGAGCUAUGCGGAGGUCAUGAGGUUAGUGAAAGGCAUGAACUUCUCAGUGGUGGUCUUUGACACUGCCCCAACUGGUCACACACUCCGGCUGCUCAACUUUCCCACCAUUGUGGAGCGUGGUCUGGGCCGCCUCAUGCAGAUAAAGAACCAGAUCAGCCCUUUCAUCUCCCAGAUGUGUAACAUGCUCGGUCUGGGGGACAUGAAUGCAGACCAGCUGGCCUCUAAGCUGGAGGAGACCCUGCCAGUCAUCCGCUCAGUCAGUGAGCAGUUCAAAGAUCCUGAACAGACAACCUUCAUCUGUGUGUGCAUCGCUGAGUUCCUCUCUCUGUAUGAGACGGAGCGGCUCAUCCAAGAGCUGGCCAAGUGCCGCAUCGACACGCACAACAUCAUCGUCAAUCAACUGGUUUUCCCUGAAUCCGAGAGGCCGUGCAAAAUGUGUGAAGCCCGCCACAAAAUUCAGUCCAAAUAUUUAGAUCAGAUGGAGGACCUUUAUGAAGACUUCCACAUAGUCAAGUUACCGCUGCUGCCCCAUGAAGUUCGAGGGGCUGAAAAGGUCAACACGUUCUCCCAGCAACUUCUGGAACCCUACAAACCCCCAAACAAGUGAACUGCCUCCCUGCAGGACCUCCCCUCUCCCUCCUGCAAACCACACCUUUACAGUCUGAACUCGCCUCCUCCGAGCUCCACCCCCAACCUGCCUCAAAUCCUGCAGUAACAGCCUCACGUUGAUUCACUCACUCCUCAGUCCGUCAUCCCAAGCAGAGCACUGCGACACCAGGACACAUGUCCUUGUUGAAGGGGAGCUGAUGAAAUCAAACACACACACAUACGUAACCUUCUGUAUUGUUACAGAAGUAAGACGGUACAGAUUUGUGCUGCCUUACUUUCAGUUCACCUCCACUUUCCUUCAUGUCCUCUGUGUGGCAGUUGUACUUUUCCUACUUGAAGCAUUUAACUUUCUCUUUUUCCAAAAAAACUUUCCCUCGUCUAUCAUUCGCAGUCAGGCCUCAGUUGUGAAAGCAAAGUGUUUCCAGGAUAAAUCAGCUUUCAGAUGGUUGGUGUUAAUGCUUUGUUUAUUCUGUGUGGUUUGGUGACUGUGUAAAUUCUCCAGUUUGACUUUUGACCAAAAUUGAAUGCAAAUUCAACUCUCACACGUCUGGAACUGACAUCAAAAUGUCAAGAUUCAGAGUUUGAUGGCAAGGCAAUGAAAAUAGAUAAUUUCCCCAAAAUAUGAAAUAAGAAAUUCAGAUCAGUCUGUAGUGUGCAUUUUACCAUGUGUCAAAUGAUUAGAUCUCACAUCACCAUAUGAUCCUGGUGUAAAUUCAGUAACUUAAUGCCAAUGAGAUUUUGAAUCAACUCAAGUUGGGAGUUAUAUAUCUAUAUAUGGCGAUGUCAUUGUUUGAACUGGACAGUCUUAAUGGCUUCUGUUAAAUAUUUUAGGCCACUGCGGCUGCUUCAGGUGGUAUUUGGUUGGAGACGACACUAGUUUGAUGAGAUUCAAAAGACAAAAUGUGUGAGCGGCUGGAAGAUAAAGUUAGUCACAACUGAAGUCCCGCUACCCAAAGGUUCCCCAUACAAACACUCGGUCAAACUUUUUGUGUCCACCCUGUUUACAGACGACUGUAUGGGAACACUAUUGAAAUACAUUAGUAGCCUUAUUCUUAGUGCAUUAUUAAUAAUAAAUAUAUUGAAUGUUGCUCGAUCAAAUAUGGAACAAAUGACUGGUGAGUUGUUCCAGUAAAAUCACAGCAUCUUUCCUCUGGUGAUUACAUUCUGGACUCUUGAUUGGUUAACAGGUUGUUACAUCCUCAAGGAAAUGCAUAAUUACCCCCUUCCUGUCACUGGAUGCUUUUUGUUCAAUAAUCUGUUUUCUAUAGAUUUUCUUUUAUGUUGCGAGUGUUAAUUAAAAAACUAAAAUUGCCUCAGC
This is a messenger RNA of Cyclopterus lumpus (lumpfish), 2427 nucleotides long. It is a transcript of the gene get3, whose product is annotated as guided entry of tail-anchored proteins factor 3, ATPase. The record is from RefSeq and is a predicted model, not a curated record. Gene Ontology annotation, cellular component: GET complex. The coding region runs from base 82 to 1107 and encodes 341 amino acids. Lineage: Eukaryota; Metazoa; Chordata; Actinopteri; Perciformes; Cyclopteridae. Gene Ontology annotation, biological process: post-translational protein targeting to endoplasmic reticulum membrane. The transcript is spliced from 7 exons. Gene Ontology annotation, molecular function: ATP hydrolysis activity; ATP binding.